This is a messenger RNA of Solea senegalensis (Senegalese sole), 2219 nucleotides long. Its product is annotated as visual system homeobox 2-like. Gene Ontology annotation, cellular component: nucleus. The coding region runs from base 378 to 1601 and encodes 407 amino acids. Lineage: Eukaryota; Metazoa; Chordata; Actinopteri; Pleuronectiformes; Soleidae. The transcript is spliced from 5 exons. Gene Ontology annotation, molecular function: DNA-binding transcription factor activity, RNA polymerase II-specific; sequence-specific double-stranded DNA binding. Gene Ontology annotation, biological process: regulation of transcription by RNA polymerase II. The record is from RefSeq and is a predicted model, not a curated record.
UAAAACAAUAUAUAAUCAUAUAUUAUAUUGAAAUAAGUCAUCAUACUAAUUAUUACUUGUCAAUAAAAUCAGACACAACCUCAGAGAUGCAUUGACAAAAAGGUAAAAGUGUCUUUAUGUGUGUGCUUUUGUCUCGUUCCAUGGUCAGAUGUUUGCUUUGUGCUCAGAUGAAGCUCAUAACAGGCUGAGGGAAACUUGAGUGUGUUGUCUCUCCUCUGCUGUGAUUGGCUGACGCCUGUUGCCUGUUGAAUAAAAAGCAGAGCAGAGAUAAAAGAGGAGCAUCAGUGUGUCACUGCACCGGGAACUCUGGCUGUCUUCUUUUUUUCUGCAGCAGCAGCAGCACCAGCAGCAGGGUGAAAAAGUGAAUUCACUCAGUCAUGACGGGGAAGGAGGGAACUGUGCUUUCAGACUCUGAGAAUGAACAAAAACCAGCUUCUCAAGUCAGUGUGAACCACGGACUCCACCACCACCAUCAGCACCACCAGCAUCAGCACCAUCAGCACCAGCAGCCUCCGGGCUGGAAGAUGCCCCCCACUGUGCACCGACGCACUGGCUUCGGGAUCCAGGAGCUGCUCGGCCUCAACAAGGAGCCUCCGGUGGCGGUGGCACCGAGGCGGCCGCUGGAGGCUCUGCCGCACAGAGCGCACCUCCUGGCCGCGCGGUCGGCCCUCGGCCACGGAGGACUCGGGGUUGGUGUGGGUUUUCUCGGACCAGAGGGAAUACACUCGUUUUACAGUCAGCCCGCUUUUCUGGAGCAGGUGCUGUCAGAGGCGCAGAAUGUGCACCUGCAGCCGCUGCACAGAAGCGCGCACAUGGAGGCGCAGAUAGAUGCGCAGCACUCCGCCAGCUCCGAUUCCGAUGACAUGAGUCUCUCCUCCGGUGACCAGAAAUUCUCCAAAUCCUCCUCAAAUCAGAGCAAGAAAAGAAAGAAAAGACGACACAGAACCAUUUUCACAUCGUAUCAGCUGGAGGAGCUGGAGAAAGCUUUUAAUGAAGCUCACUAUCCUGAUGUUUAUGCUCGAGAAAUGCUCUCCAUGAAGACUGAGCUGCCCGAGGACAGAAUACAGGUGUGGUUUCAGAACCGCAGAGCUAAGUGGAGGAAGAAGGAGAAGUGCUGGGGUCGCAGCAGUGUGAUGGCCGAGUACGGCCUGUACGGAGCCAUGGUGCGACACUCCAUCCCUCUGCCCGACUCCAUCCUCAAGUCUGCCAAGGAGGGCGUCACAGAGUCGUACGCGCCGUGGUUACUAGGUAUGCACAAGAAGUCAGUCGACCCCUCGCACACUUCUCCAGGAAAGCCCGGCUGCACAAGUCCCCACACACCAGCACAGGAUAAACCAGUGGGCAAGGUGAUGGAGGACAAGGACGAGGAACACAUGGAGGACACCGACGUCCCGAUUUCCAGAGAGGAACUGAGAGAGAACAGUAUUGCCGUCCUGCGAGCAAAGGCACAGCAACACAGCGCCAAGAUGCUCGGCAGCGUCUCGAACAGAACCAAUGUCCACGUCACGCAUAAAGAAGAAGAAGAAGCAGCCGACGAUCAGGAGACAAAACAGGACCCGGCAGAGGAGGAGGAGGAGGAGGAGGUGGAGACAAGAGACUGAGGAGGGGACACGGGAUUCAGACUAACUUUAACCUCAGUGGAGGGCGAAAUACACAAGGUGAACUCAUACUGUAGUUUUAAAGCUGCAGUUUAAAUGUAAUCAUUAAAAAAAAGAUCCUGUUCUUCAGUUAACCUGACAGGAGACAUAAGAGGCUGUUGUUUAUUACUUGUUUCUUCUGCUAGUGGAAAUAUUUGUACAGAUAAACCACCUCAGUACUCUCUGUAUGUGGUAUCAAAACUUCAAAGCUGUGUUGUCACUCGAUGUCAAACUUCAGUUCCCAUGCAGCAUAUUAUAUCAAUACCAUUUAUCAGUAACCAGCCCCAACUGUGAGCGUCUGACGGACUGACGUCUCACUCGCUCGUAACUGUGUGUCUGCUGAGCACGACACUGACCUUUGACCCCUCCUCCACGACACAUUCUCAAUUUGGACGACGGAGACGUUAAACUGCGUCUUCUCUCAGUCCUGUUCUCUCACUAAUUGUGAUGUAAAGACUAAGAAGUAUAAUGUCCAAUCACAAAAACCAGCUGUACAAUUAUGUAAAGGUCUCGUCCAUCAUCUACGUCUGUCCUUGUAUAAAUGUAAGUGUAGCUCUAUUAAAAAUUAAUAUUUAAAGUCUU